Messenger RNA from Oreochromis niloticus (Nile tilapia), 1115 nucleotides. RefSeq lists its product as uncharacterized. NCBI's taxonomy places the organism in Eukaryota, Metazoa, Chordata, Actinopteri, Cichliformes, Cichlidae. The record is from RefSeq and is a predicted model, not a curated record. The transcript has 4 exons. The coding region runs from base 354 to 968 and encodes 204 amino acids.
UAGUGAUGUCCAGCAGGUGAAAGUGCAAGCUCCAUGAACACGCACAGCUAUGGAUUCCAGCUGCGUUCGUAGUUCUGCAAACUUUGACCCCCACGGAGUCGAGCUUUUCAGUUCAAUCGGCUGCAUUUCGAUGUCACAUUAACUGGCAUUAACUCAGCCAGUUAAUGCGAGACAAAUCCAGCUGCUCAUUAAAGCUUUCUGGCUUGAUCAGAAAAGAAAACAUUGGUCCAUACACCUGAAAGUCCCGAAAACGCAUUGUGAAUUCUGUCUCGAGUCUACGGAUGUAUCCAUGUAUUUACGUGGUGCUGAUGCUGCGCUGAGCGGACAGCUCCUGAAGCAUUUGAAGUGUUGGAAUGUCGAAAUUUCAACAUCGUUUGAAAAAACUGCCAGCUAGCAACGUCCCUCUCACCGGGACCAAAGAGCAAACGGCAGACUUCAUUAAAACUAGAGGAGAAAACAAUCACCUCUUCACCGGGGUAAAAAAUUCAGCGACUGUGGGAUGGAGGACUAUUCUCGAGAAGAUGGGCCUGCAAGGGAAAGUCACCCCCUUGCAGGCCAAAAAGAAGUGGGACAACUUAAAGAAAAGAUACAAAGAUUGCAAGUGUCCAGGGUCAGGACAGGGAGUCAGUGGGAAGCCCACUGCUGCUACUUGGCCCUGGUUUGGCCUCAUGGAUGAGGUGAUGGGACAGAGGCCUUCCAUUAGGUCCCCUGUCCUUAUUUCCUUUCUCCCUGAGGACACUCCAGGGCCAAGUACAGCAGUGGGUGACCAAAGCGAGAGGGAAGAGGAGACAGAUGAGGAAGGAGGUCAGCCAGCAACAACGGGAAGGAAGAGGAGAAGGGAUAGGGGGGGGAUGAGCUCCUUGAGCUCAUCAAAGAGGACAUGCAGUACCAAAGGGAGGCUGAGGAGAGGAGAGAACAGGAGAGCAGGGACAGGAUGGACAGACUUUUUUCUAUAUUGGAAAGAUUAGUUCCUAAAUAAGUUAAAAAUAUAUUCAAAUAAUGUUCUUACUUUGUUCUAUUUGUUAUGUCAUUCUAAAAGUUUUUGAUUAAUGAAAAUUAGUUCCCAAAUUGGUUGUGCCUUCAGAUAUUCUUUUUUUGAAAACAUUUCUUACUUU